AUGGAGUUCCUCCUUGAACCAGUCACGGAGGUUGAUGCGCAACAGUUUUGCGUGCAAAUAAUGAAACGCCUCGAUAUCCAGCGAAGAAACGAGCAUUUGUGUGAUGUGAUUCUAGAAGUUGGUGAAGGUCAAGCUCGAUUGAAAGCUCACAGAAACGUGUUAUGUGCCACCAGCCCGUUCUUUUACAACGCCCUCAACACGGAAAUGAAAGAAAAGGAAGAAGGAGUCAUUAGAUUGAAAGAUACAAGCAAAGCUUUGAUGGAAGAAGUUCUCGAAUAUUUGUACACAGGAUAUGUUGAUAUCAAUGACAAUAACGCAUUCGAAUUGAUGGCUGUAGCAGAUUACUUUCUUAUAACAAGCUUGAAAGUACUCUCCAGUAAGUUCAUUCAAGACACUUUGUGCGCUUCAAACUCUAUCAUGGCUUAUUAUUCCAGCGUUAAAUACCAAUGUUCUGAUUUACGAGAGGCAGCCAAAAGCUUCAUUCUUGCCAACUUUAUGGCCGUGUCAAAAUCCAAUGACUUUCUUAAUUUGAAUUUGGAGCAAGUCGAAGAAUGGAUUUCAAGUGAUGAAAUUGUUAUAAAAGGCGAGAAAGAAGUUUUCAUGGCUAUUUUGAUUUGGACUGAACAUAACACUGAAAGAAAAGUAAGCUUUUAUGACUUAUUUCGUCACGUUCGUUGUCAUUACGUAUCACACAGUUUCCUUACCACGGUUAUUUUGCAACAUGAACUUGUCAGAGGCCAAAAAGAAUGUUUUGAUUUGGUUGUAGAUGCCAUGAAAGAGCUGUCAGAUGAAACAGGAGCACAAUUUUGGAAGCAUUCACCAAGAAAGUGUUUGAACACCCCUGAAGAUGCGGUAUUUGCCUUUGGGGGUGAAAAUGGUAACAAAGUAUUGUGUUACCUACCAUCCCAGAACAGUUGGUGCAACUUAACAGACAUGCAUGCAUAUCGGGAACCCGGUGCUUUUGCCUCAAGUGCUUGUCAAGGUAGACUUUAUGUCAUUGGUGGACGUUGGAGAGAGAGUGUCUGCUCAUGCUAUGAUCCAUUGCUGGACACAUGGUCUUCUAUCAAACCCCUGGCAGAGAGGCUUGAUUUUGCUGCGGCUGUGUCAUUCCAGAGGUUAUUGUAUGUCAUUGGUGGAGCAGAUAACAUUGGAAAUAGGUUGAGAACUGUAAAGCAAUAUGAUCCCAGUACAAACUUGUGGGAGGAAGUUUCUCCCCUGAGUAGUGCCAGAUCCGAUGUGUGUGUAGCAGCUGAUGAAAGCUACAUAUAUGCCAUUGGAGGGUAUACAAAUGUGAUAUCUGAAAAAUGUCUUGAUAUUGUUGAAAGGUUUGAUCCUAAAUUAAACUCCUGGAGCAGAAUUGCACCAACUCAAGCUAAAAGAAGAGGGGCUGCUGGUGUUAGUUUACGUAACAAAAUUUUUGUUUUUGGGGGUGUUGAUCUGUCUGGUGGAUGUCCUUGUGAAGUUUAUGACAAAGACACAAAUGUUUGGACUGAGAUCGCAAAUGACAUUGCUCCAAGGUACCGCGCAAGUGCUGUUUGUGUCAAAGGACAGAUUUUUGUGUUGGGUAAAUUUGGGGUGAAUCAGAAUGACUCUCAACAACACUUAUUACAAGUAUAUGAUGUUGAGGAAAAUGAGUGGAAACUUUGCUAUAGUCAUGGCAAAUUGGGCACUAAGUUGUACAAACUCUCUACUCUUAAGUUUUUCAAAACAGGAUAAAAAAAUGUUUUAGAUGUUCCUUUCUCUAUGUAAAAAUGGUUAUUUAAGAAGUAAGUAACAAUUUUUGACAAACUGUUUAUAAUAACUGUCAGAACGUGAAAUUUAAGUAUGAUUGGAGAAAAGGGAAGUCAAGAGUGGAUCUUAAAAAUCACUCAAACAAUAGCCUGUGUCGGUAUCCCGACCACUUGCCCCCCAGACAAUAAUUAGCCCAUCACAACUGGCCCCCACAUUAUGGACAAUUAUUCCCCACUUUCUAAACGAUUAGCCCCCAACCAGAUUGUGAUAAGGUACAAAAUGUUAUUUAUACCAAUUUAUUGGUAUACUCCCGCCUUCUCUACUUUCCACGGUUUGUGUUAUUGAUUAACUUCACAGUGGUCUUGGAGAACGCCAAAUAUCCUUGUCUGAAGGGAUCAAAUUAACUCUCUGUUUUGGAAUUAGUAUUUUUUUUUUAAUCUUGACGUCAGGAUUAGCCCAGAGAGUACAGUUUUUCUGUUCUGUAUGCAGAUCCUAAAGUCGAUGGACAAAUAAAACCUAACAACGUAACACAACAAUGUAACGUAACACUGCUAUUUGAACCCAGGCCUUUUUCAAUUUUCCUUCAGUUAAUAUAAGAAUUUGUUUUUCAAGGGUUCAAAUCACAACCUUAUUUGGCUCAAGUUUAACAUUAGAAUAAUUCCUAGUUUUUCAAAGGUUGGAAUCAAAACCCUACUUAGCAUAAGUUAAUAUAAGAAUUUGUUUUCUAAGGGUUUAAAUCGCAACAUUAUUUAGCUUAAGUUUAAUAUUAGAAUUUGUUUAAGUAGAUUUGAAUCACAAACUUAUUUAGCUUAAGUUAUCAUGGGCUGGGUGUCACUCGAACAACCCACACAUCCUCGCAUGUAUUAAGUAGAUUUAAAUCAUGAACUUAUUUAGCUUCAGUUAAUAUACGAGUGUGUUUUUCAAGGGGGGUGUCACUCGGACAGCCCACUCAUCUCCGCAUGUAUUAAGUAGAUUUGAAUUGUGAACUUAUUUAGCUUUAGUUAACAUAAGAAAUGUGUUUCUCAAGGGGCAGAUGUCACUCGGACAACCCAAUGGAUUUAUAAAGAUAGUGAACUGAAAACCCAGCUAGUGAUGAUGAUAGCAAUACUGGUGACGAUGACUGCAGCAAUAGUGAUGACAAUGAAUAGACACCUGAUGGACCUGAGCAAUAUAGCAAGUGAAUCCAUCUCACUAUGCAGCACCUCUCUAUUCCUUGGCAUCACCAUUUUUUGUUCAUUUUUAUUUCUCGCAUCAUUUUUAUAUACUUAAAGGAAGUAUAAUUAACAACAUGGGUUUCAUACAGUUUUAAAAACAGUUUUGAUCUUCUUUCUUGUUUAGGUUUGCUUUAAUAGUAUGUUUGUUGAGUUGUAUUUUUGUCCAAAUUAAUAUGACAAACACAUUGUUUUAAAAAUAGUUGGUGUAGUUAUAUAUCAUGGUCUGGCUGUCAGAGGGGCGGGGGGGGGGGUGAAGAAAUAAAAUGAUUGAAGUACAAGGGGAUAUGACGUUUUUCCCAGUCAAGGAAGGGGGAGGGGGCAGGGUAAUCUUUGUACGAUAGUCAAAUAGAUUUAGGCAAACCUCCAGACUUCCACUAAUGAAUAAAAUUAUAGUAUUGUAUUUUUAUUUUUUUUUUUUUUGUUUUUUGUUUUUUUUUUUUUUUUGUUUUUUUUUUUUUUUUUUUUUUUUUUUUUUUUUUUUUUGUUUUUUAUAUAUAAAUAUAGAUAUAAUUUUGGUUGUUUUUGGGGUGUGGUGGGGGUGGGGGGGGGGGGGGGGGGGGGGGGGGGGGGGGGGGGGGGGGGGGGGGUUAAGAAAUAAACUGAAUGAAGUACAGGGGGAUAUGACAUUUUUGCCUGCCAAGGAAGGGGGAGGGGGUUGGGUAAUCUUUGGAAGACAAUAAAAGUGAUUUUGCCAACCCUUCAAGCUGGCACUAAGAAAUGAAAGCCCCCUUACUCUCAAUAACAGAUAUUACAAGUACACGAUGCUGAAAACAGUCAGUUUUGCCAGGUAACAAAUGCCUGCAGUUUAGAAUUUACUGUCUGUUGUUUCAACAAAUUGUAGCACAGUAACUAUUACUGUGCUACAAUUUGUUGAAACAACAGACAGUAAAUUCUAAACUGCAGGCAUUUGUUACCUGGUAAAACUGAAGUUCGAUCCAUCAAAAUGUUCCUAGAUAUUAUGAAGACAAAUAAUGAAUAACAUGAUAUGUUAUCCUUUACUUGUCUUCACAAUGCAAGAAUUCAACAAGAAUUAUUGUUACUGAAUUCUUAUAUUGCGACUAAUCUGUAACGGAGGCCACCUAGCCAAAGUUGACCAAUUGGAUUAAGGGAAAAUACCAGUUCAUUGCAAGAAAGUUGGUUGUGGGCCAAUCGGCAGCUCAUAAGCAAAAAAACAAGUCACUCGAAACACAUAAAAUUAAUAUUAUAGCAAAUAAGUUAUAUAUCCGUUCUCCGCUUUCCACCUACCUUUGCCAACUUCUUCCAAGUGCAAGCGAAUUCUUCUGUGGUUGAGUUUCGGGAAUGUUUAGCGAUGGUCAGGUAUCAGUAUAGAUUAGAGCUGAUACAAAGAAGUACAUAUAAUUCACAACCGCGCAGAAAGACCUUAAAGUAAUAUGUUUUCAGUACAUUGUACAAUAGAGUUUAUGGCGUAUUCCUCAAGAGAGGAUAAAGGGCACAGAAAAGGCAUCCCCCAUACACACCCUAUCCCAUAGGUAAUUCGUCUCGAGUUAUUUUUAGAAUCGGGAUAAAGUUACCUCGCGCGCUGCGUGGAGGUUUCGUGGAGGUUUCGCAUGAGUAAACGCCGUGCAAAACAUGUCGGGCGAAAGCCAAUGAAAGCGUAAAGAGAUCGAGAGCGUUUCGGAAUAUUGAAGCGAAAUGAGUCGGCGCUCACCUGGGAAAAGCGAAUCGCUGGACUCUUUGACAACCCGUGUCCCCUUUAUCCUCUCUUGGUAUUCCUUUUAUACCAAGAAAACUAUCUAAUGCAUCAGAUUUUUAUUUUAAAAGUUCUUUGUGGUAAGUGUUUUGAUGUAUGUGUAAUUAUUUAUUUGGUCUUUGACAAGACUGUAAGUGGGAAAACUAAGAAAGAACGCUAGGAUUGAAAUGCAGCUUAAACCCGUCUUCAGAACAAACAAAUGAAUGCCAUUUUUAAAGAAGUUUCCAACUGUAUUUUGUUCCUAUAUUUGGUUCCUUCAAGCUACGAACGAUUUUCGUACUAUUUUCCCGAGUAAUUAUCGAUUACUGACUUCGGCAAUUACCUUCUUCAGCUCCGAAGUCUUAAUACCUUACGACAGGCUCAAGCAUACCAAGUUCAUGUAUAGCCUCUUCUCCAGGGAACUCUGAAGGGCUGGAGAGGGCGUCGAACUGAACUCCUCUCUGGUUUAUGUCUCUUUUAUACUAGGCGAUCAAUUUACCUUCCCUAUAGACCUAAACAAAUACUAUCGUUUGCACUUGAUAACGGUCAUUUACAAAAAUUGAACAGCGCGUCACGUUUGCCUUGCGUGUCGGUGUAAGAGGGAACUCGCGGUAACCGUCAUUCCGUAUAUUCUGCACCUGCGCCUAUUUUCUUGCCAGCACCACCCUUCAGGUCUCUUCCAGGAGCUUUGGUUUCUCCUUUUCUCGUUUUGAGAAGAAGAAGGCUACUUUAACUUAUGCUUGAGGCAGAUUCUUAAAGAUUAAAUUAUCCUUAAAGACCUUCAGUAAAAUUUGUAUAUAGUCAUUAUGUGUUUGUUGUUUCGGUUAUUAUUUAUUUAUUUAAUUUUUUUUGUGAGCAAUUGCCGAUGCCAUCAAUGUUUUGAGAUGUCGAGCGUAGCUCGUUUAAUAGACCUCUUUAGCUUGUAUGUUUUGUUUUUCAUUAGAGAUACCAGGGGAACGUAACCUUUUGUCUUUACAUUAAUUACCGUAAAAUUCCGAAAAUAAGCCCCGGGGCUUAUAUUUUUCAAAGGCCCUUUUUGAGGGGCUUAGAUUCGGAGGGGCUUAUCUAUGGAGGGAAAUUUGCGUUUCAAAAUCGAUUGGGCUAGCCUUAUAGUUGGAAGUAAAUUUACCAUUUUUGCAUUGUUUUACUUUGUAUUUGAGGGCAAUUUUCCAAGUACAAGCCCCCGGGGGGCUUAUAUUUGGAGGGGCGAUUUAAUGGAGGGUUUUUUGCGUUACCGGAUUGGGGGGCCUAUAUUUGGAGGGACUUAUACAUGGAGGGGCUUACUUCGGAAUUUUACGGUAUGCAUUCAUGUGCAGGUGAAUAAGACGAAAUUUGAAAGAAAUUUCUCAUGAGUAUUAUCACAUGACCUGACUUGGAAAAACAAAACAUACAAGCUAGAGAGCUCUAUUAUGCGAAAGGGCGUUUUCCGUGUUUCGCGGAAACAAACAUUCCAAUGCAGAGACAAUCUGUUUCGUAAAUCGUUCAAAUGAAACUUAACGCUUUGAAAAAAAACUGAUAUACAGAAGGGGUCUUCCGUUUGAAGGUGUCUAGCUCAUUGCUCUCUAUUUGCUAUCUUUCUGUUUCGUGGCAGAAGUUCAAAAAUUAGACCUCAACUUCGCAACAAAUUUCUCUUUUUUCUCUUCUAGUUAUCUUUCUCAGUGCAAGGUAGUAAAAUAAUAAAAUCAACUAAUCGGCAGUAAACAGUGCGGUCAAAAAGUUACGGAACUUCUUCCUUUAAGGCCUCCUUAUACCGUAAAAUUCCGAAAAUAAGCCUCGGGGCUUAUAUUUUUUAAAGGCCCUUUUUGAGGGGCUUAUCUACGGAGGGUAAUUUGCGUUUCAAAAUCGAUUGGGCUUGCCUUUUAUGUGGAAGGGAAUUUACCGUUUUUACUUUGUUUUACCUUUUAUUUACAUGGAGGGGCUUAUUUUCCGAAUUUUACGGUAUGUCAAUGGUUAAAAUUUGUGCACCGUCCCUUUUACAGUUGUCCAAUGAGCAGCAAUUCUCCUCUUUCAGCUCUUCUGCGUAGCUUAGAACGUCCCCUUGAAUAUUAGCCAAAACGUCCGACCCUUCAGAUGGAAAUAUAUCUUGUACAAGAGAAGGAAGCCGCAAGGAGCCAAUUCCGGAGUAGAUGGGGUAGCCUGCGAGCAAGCUCUUCUAUUUGGGCGAGCGAAAAGAGCCGCGCGAGAACGCGCGAGCGAGCGGCGACGCCCCGAGAGGCCUUUGUUGCGUCUCCUCUCGCGUGCCACUCGCGCGUGUACUUUUCACGAUAUCCCCAAAUGGAGAGCUUGCUCGCAGGCUAGUUUUCAACUUGGUUUUGAACACUUCACUCUUUGAGCGCGGCAGGAGCCCAUCAAAUGAUGGGCUCCUGAGCGCGGGCGUUACCUUGUUGAACCAACAUAUCACCAGCGUCCCAACAGUAGUCUGAGACAAGAAGAUAUCGAUUUAUUGCUGGGCAAGUAACUUUAAACUAAAAGUUUACUUGUCAAACUGAAAAAAAAGAAGUAGCCCUGGGCAACAAAAUGCGAGAGCUUCUUGCCUAAAGGACAAGCUUGAAUUCAACUGAUUCAGGUCGAUUGCGCCGAAUAUUUUCAAUAUAAGACAACCUUGUCUCCAGGGCCUUUCCCUUAAAAAUUGGUUGGGGCGGCCCCACCCAUUUUUUAAGGGAAAAGCCCUGGGACCGAGGGUGAAUAUAAGAGGCAGAAAGAUUUAUGAUGUUUUCAUCGCACAUAGACAUGGUAUAUAAAAAUAGGGCCUUGAAAAACACAUUCUUAAAAUUACUGUUUAUCGACUAUAGGCUCUCCAAGAAGGUACCCCUUUAAUGAGAAAGUGAUGAGUGAUUACAUUUCAACAAAUAUUGCAUACACCCCGGCCGCCCCUCAAGCACUUAGCAUUCCAGAUUCCGUGGUCUGCGUAGCAAGCGUUUCCGUGCGGUUUAGGAGCAAAGAACGAGGAACGAGAUUCAAAGAUUGCGCGAAAAAUGGCGUAAGUACAAGAGCGGGGAGGGGGUGGGGAAAAAAAGGAAGGAAACGCUUGCAGACAAACCCCACUUUCAUUUUUUGGCUCUUGUUUCAUUUCUCGCACGGCCAAAACCGAGAAUCCCGUUCCCCUGUCUUUCUUUGCUCCGAAACCAAGCGGAAACGCUUGCUACGCAGGCUACAGAUUCCGACGCUCCUCCAAUCUGUCCAAUCACCCUCAGAGCCCUGAAACUACAAAUUCCUUUGUCGCAUGGUCUGCAUGGUUCAUCCUUCUACACUGGCUUGUGCUUGAAAACAACUUUGUUGGGUUUUCAGUUCCCUUUACGGCAAGGUUUCUUGAAUUAUGAGUUCUCUUCUUGAACCAGUCAUAAAUAAUGACACCCAACAGCACUGUGUGGAAAUAAUGAAACGCCUCGAUUAUUUUCGAAGAAACGAGCAUCUGUGUGAUGUGAUUCUUGAAGUUGGGUCGGAUGAUAAUCAAGUUCGGUUGAAAGCUCACAAAAACGUGUUAUGUGCCACCAGUCCGUUCUUUUAUAACGCCCUCAACACUGAGAUGAAAGAAAAGGAAGAGGGAGUCUUUCGAUUAAAAGAUACAAGCAAAGUUUCGAUGGAACAAGUUCUGGAGUAUUUGUACACAUACAGGACAUGUUGA
Messenger RNA from Porites evermanni, 8260 nucleotides. NCBI's taxonomy places the organism in Eukaryota, Metazoa, Cnidaria, Anthozoa, Scleractinia, Poritidae. The record is from the annotation of a GenBank genome assembly.